This is a messenger RNA of Pectinophora gossypiella (pink bollworm), 540 nucleotides long. RefSeq names its product cytochrome c oxidase subunit 4 isoform 2, mitochondrial-like. The record is from RefSeq and is a predicted model, not a curated record. The transcript has 4 exons. NCBI's taxonomy places the organism in Eukaryota, Metazoa, Arthropoda, Insecta, Lepidoptera, Gelechiidae. The coding region runs from base 1 to 540 and encodes 179 amino acids. Gene Ontology annotation, biological process: mitochondrial electron transport, cytochrome c to oxygen.
AUGCUUGUGGUCCGAAGGCUGAAGGUUUUGGGACCAAAUGUCGUGAUCACAAGAUCUAUCUACGGGAGAUGUCGUUCGGGAAACAGAGAUGUAGUUGGACACGGUAUGAACGGCAUCAACGCUUAUAAGGAUGACCCACAUUUUCCCUUCCCUGCCAUUAGGUUUAAAGAAAACACCAAAGAUAUCGUUGCACUACGACAGAAAGAGGUAGGUGACUGGAAACUGCUCUGUUGCGAGGAGAAAAAGGCUCUGUACCGCGCGUCAUUCUGCCAGACCUUCGCCGAGUUCCAGGCCUUCACCGGCGCGUGGAAGUUCAUCCUCGGAUGGGUCUUCCUCACUACCUCUUUUGGAUUCUGGACGAUGAUGUUCUACCACUACUACGUAAAUGAGCCGCUACCGAUAACCCUGGCCAAGGAGCCGCAGAAGGCACAGUUACGAAGAAUGUUAGAGCUUCACACCAAUCCUGUCGACGGCAUCUCGUCGCUGUGGGACUAUGAACACGACAGGUGGAAGCACCAAAGUGAGAAAGAAGCAAAAUGA